CCCUACAGCUUCUCCCCUUCUCACUAUGUCCGGCAAGAAACGCGCCGUGGCCUCGACCCCUCCGCCCAGCGAGGGUGACCACGCUGGCCAGCACCCUGGUAAGCGUGCUCGCAGCGACAUCACGCUCAAUGCGCGGACCCUGCAUCAGGUCUUGCUCGACCCGAACCCCGAAGUCCCGGCCAGGGCCCUCCCGCUCUUUGCGCCGGCUCUUCGGCGGACGUGUCUGAUCGACCGUGGCAUCGACACGGAUCCCUCGCCUGCGCCCCUGGAAAUGACCUUCCUUGUGGACUUUGCCAAGCUCGACCCGGCUGGCGAGUCCAUCAUUUGGUAUUGGCGCAACGACGUGUCCAAGUCGGUCCCGCCCAGCUUUGAUGGGCAGCUUCUGCUCAUCGCAGCGAUCAUGAUCGAGCUGUCCACCGAGACGGCCGAGACCCGAGCUCUUGGUAUCGCACUGGCUCGGUUCUUGCUUACCUCCAACCAGUGCAAGAAGCUCUACCACGCUCUGGGCGCCGAAACCUUCCCCCACCGGGAGGCCGGUCUCCAUGCGCUGAUCGCCAUCCAGCGCCUGAGUGACAGCUUCGCCACCCAGCUCUUGGAUACAUUCAACUUCUCCUUCAAGCCGCUCAACCGCAUCCUCUCCGGGCGGGGAGCCUGUGCCAUGCCCUCGGCUUGGCAGGGUGACACUUCUCCGCGCGGGAUCUACAUCGGCUUCCUGAUGGGCUUCUGCGGAAGCCAGAGCUCUGCCAUCCGGAAGAAGGCCCUGGCCCUUAAGGCCCCGAUCGCCGCGGCUCUGCGUGACCUGAACCAGGACAGCGCCCCGCUUGUUUUCCAGGUUCUCAAGGGCCUCUUCGAGAUGCUGGUGGUGGAUGAUCGCCUGGCUCGGUCCCAGCGGGCCAGCUUCCUGCUGGGCCCGGUGCUGGAGGCCCUGGUCCGGCUGUUCUCCUGGGCGCCCGCCCCGCAGACCCCCGACGCGGAUACCCGCAUGGCUGAGGUUGUCAAUGUGGUGGAUUCCUUCUUCGGCAGCCUGCUUGCCACGCCCGGCGUUGGUCUGGCCCCCACCACUCAUGAGGCGAAUGCCCUCUUUGUGAAGUUCUUUACCGGGGCCGAGGAGACCCGCAAUACGCCCCAAUCCUUCUCGGUGGCUCUGCGUGUUCUUGGGAUGCUGGACCCCACGGCGGAGCUUCGCCAGUCGGAUCUCCUGAUGCGCAUCCUGCACGUGCAUCCUUUCCUGACCGCCAGCUUCUGGCGGCAGUUCACCUUCUCGCCGGACCCGCGCCCCUCGCUCAAGUGGUUUUCGGCCAUCACCUUCAUGUCCAAGGUCAUCGCCCUCGACCCGCCGGCUUUCGAGGACCCGACGAAGCCCCUGCCCGCGUCGGCCCUCGCCGACUUGAUCAUCCCCACCUGGCUGUCGCGCACCGCCCUGAGUGCGGCUCUGCAACAUACCGAGCCCCUGGUUCGCUAUUUCGCCCUUUCCGUCCUCAACACCAUUUUCCAGAAGUUCAAGCGUGUGGUGACGCUGCUGGAGGAGGCCGAUCGCGCGGUCGAGGGUGCCGGGGAUGCGCUUGCUGGUGCCUGGACCCGGACGACCAUCGAGCUGCGUCAGCUUCUCCGCCGGCGCCUGCCCGACUUCCAGGUGAUUCAGGCUCAGCAGGCCCGUGUGAGCCAGGUGUUCGCCGCGGAUCACCAGGCUGGGCGCAAGUCCUCUUCUGUUCUUCUGUAUCUGGCGUCGCUGUCCGCCCUGCUGAGCUUUGCACAGAACUUGCCGGAGGCGGCCAUCGAGUCGCGCUUCGAUCCGGCUCGUCUUUUCCCGACCGCCGAGAUCCUGCGCGCCAUGCCGCAAUCACUUCAGCUCCUUCACUUGCGCAUCCUGCCUCUGCUGCCGGUGUCGGCCUGGGAGAAGACCCCGGCCUUUGGCCUGGCUAAUGCCCUGGUGGCCGAGGCUGAUGCCAUGCCAACCCCGCCCGCCCGCCUGGCCGCCCUGUCGGCUGAUGGCCCGACCACUGGACCGCUCCUCCUGGCUGCCGCCACCAUCCUCGCCUUCCACCAUGUCUAUUUCCAGCGUCUUGGUGCUCCCACUCCUGGCGUGUAUCUCUGGUUCCGCCAUUACUUCCUCCAGAAGGCUACCAACUUGGAGGCCGAAUCCGCCCCCCUCCUUCAAGUCCAGAUCCCGCCGCACACCUGGAUCCGCUUCUUCGCCGAGCACGGCGUCCUGGCUCGGCCGGUGGUCCUGCGCUUCCUGCUGGUCGUCCUCAAUGGCGCAGCCACGCGUGAUCUUUCCGAGGCGGCCCUGCUCGGCAUCCAGCGUCUGGCCGCCGCGCCGACCGGCAAGUCGGCCGAUGCAUCGACUCAGCAAACCCUGGCCGCCAUCGUGACGGCCUGCUUCCGGCGCCUGCAUGUGCUGGCUGGCACCGCCUCGGACCAGGCCUCGGUGACCGUGGCCCCGGCCGAGGCAUUGGCUCAGCUGGCCUCUCAGGACCUCUUCUCGCCAUCUGCCUGGCACGCCCUGCCCGGGAGCCUCCUGCUCUCGUGCGAGCUGGCCAGUGGGGGUCUCCUGCCCGAGCCCAAGCACCGCGAGCUGUGUGCCUGGCUCAAGGCCCAGACCGAGCUGUUUGCUGCCAGCCCGGCCACUGAUUGCCCCUCUCUGCGCCCGGUGAUCCUCUUCUUCGCCAUGAAUAAGCUGUUCUCCAACGACGAGCAGGCGGCCGUCAUCCGGGCCAUCUUCCAGAUGGCCGACGUCGCCGGCGAUAACAAGGCCGAGUCCAAUGUGAGCCUCGUUGUUCGACGCAUGGUCCUCUCGGCAGGCGCCCUGCUGACGCCGAAGCUCCAGCUCCUGUGGGCUCUGCCGCCGGCUGGCGCCGAGGCCGCCAGCCCGGCCGAGCAGCAGCUUGUUCGAUCGAUCACCGAUUCGCUGUCCUCGCUCGCCAACGCCGCCCCGGCGUCCGAUGUGGAGAUGCGCCCGGCCGAGGGGGAAGGCUCGGCUCUCGAGGCGGCCUUCCGAUUCAUCGGUGCCGAUGCCGGUGGCGUCCCGUCGAUGGAGACGACUGAUCUUUUGCUCCAGCAGCCCGGUUCCCUGGGCGAGCGCGACCUGAACACCCUCCUGCAGGUGGCCACCGCUGUGCUGACCCAAGCGGACCUCCUUUGCCAGGCUCUGCAGCCCGGAGACCACCAAGAGCCGGGCUCGCUGGCCGACACGCCAGCUGCCGUGAAGGCCCUGCAGAGGGUGCCCCUCCUGGCGGCGGCCCUGAAUGCCCUUCGUCGCGGGCUCCUGCCCCGGAUCAGCCCCUGGGCCAAUGGGGCCGGUGGCCGCACCGGCGGCUCCGGUGGACGUGGCGUCUUCCUGGCUCUCUCCUCCACCAAGAGCGUCUUCUUUGAGGCGGUGAUCCAGGCUCCGGCCCUGAUGGCGGUUCUGCGUUCGCGCGAUGCCCGGGUUAUGCCGGCGGUCGAGGCGACGGCUGCCCUGCUGGCCGGCGCGGCCGACCUUGUCUGGCCAUCGCGCAUGGACAUCAACGGUCGCGCCGGGAUCGGCGGCCGGUCGACCCCCCUGGCCGAUGCGGAUGUCCUGCCGGUGUCCGCUUCGAUGGUGUCCCGGCUGCUGCGCGUGUACCAGGGCACUCAGCAUCAUGUGGAUCGGCUCCUGUUGGCGGUUCUCCUGCGCCUGGAGGCGUGGGGCUGUGUGGUCCUCGGGCCGUUGGCCCUGUCGCACUCGGGCUUCGCCGCGUCGCUCAUCGACGAAAUGGCCCGGUCGUCUGUGUCGCAGUCGCGCGCGGCCCUGCGAGGCACUGUGCAGGGUCUUGUGCAGGCAGUCGACCCGACCCUCAUGGCGGCCAGUGUGCGGUCCUUCGAUCCGCUUUCCACCCUGGAGGCCCCGGCCAUCGAGGGGCUGCUGGAGGCCUUCGAUGCGCGUGGCAGCCAGGCCGACGGGGCCCGCCGCCGGUCGGCCAUGCAGCGCGGUGCCUAUGACCCGGCCUUCUUCAUUCCCCUGCUCUUUGCCCUGCUGGCGCAAUCCAUCCCGCAUAUUCGCCCUCCGCGGGACCGCAGUGGGGCGGCCGGUGCGGCGGCCGCAGCCGCCGCGGCCGCCGCCGAGGACGAGCUCAUCGACCGCCAUGAUGCGGCCCUGGCUGCCGGUGAGGAUGUCGGUGCGCGGCCCCGUGUGUUCGGACACAAGGACCGGCCCCGUGGUGGCAGGCAGUUUGAUCGCGAUGGCGCCGACACCUGGGUGGCCCCGGAGACCGGGGCUCCGGUGGUCGGCCCGGUGCUCCGUCGUCUCUUCGAGAGCAACUGGGCCAGCCUGCUGCUGGUGUGCCUGUCCUCCUCGCAGCCGUGCGUCCGUGGUGCUGCCGGUGCGGCCCUCUCCCUGCUUCGUCGGCAUGUGGCGCAGGCUCCCUUCCGGAACAGCUCCCAGGUGUGCUUGGUGCUGGACAUCUUCCGGAAUUCGGUCUCCGCCUGCGAGUUGGCCGCUUCGGGUGGGCGUCCCAUCAACACCGAGUCCAUUCCCCCCCGCGCAUCGUCGGUGGUGGCGCACUUCCUGGCCCGGGCUCUUGGGGUCAUGCUCCAGCCCGAGCAUCCCAUGUUCCCGGUGCUCAACCGGCACUUCCUCCAGCGGUCGCAUCUGUUCUUCGAUGAUGUUCCCCUCUUCUACAACCUCUUCUUCUCCACCUCCCCGGAGCACUUCCGCAGCGAGCGUCUGUGGCUCUUGCGCCUGGUGGCCGAGAGCCUGCAGCCCGGCCUCGUGGACGAUGUGCGCCCAUACAAGCGUCGGCAUGUGUUCUCCCUGCUCCAGACGCAUCUGGACUCGGACCAGGCUUCGCCGGCCACUCGGCGCUUUGUGAUGCUGCUCCUGACUCGGGCGCUGUUUGGCUCGGAGCGUGACACGCUGGCCGGGGCCCUGCGCCGGGAUGUCGGUGAUGCCUUUGGCGCCACCACCACCGCCGAAGGCAUGGACAUGUAUUCGCCGAUGCGCUUCUCUGCCCGGCGGCCAGCCGCGGCCAACCCCGCUGUUCGGGCGCUGCUCAUUCGUGGCGGCCUGGUUCCCUGGCUCACGACGCUCCUUUCACGCUCGGACCCCGUGCAGCUGUACCCCUCGGCCGAUGCCGGCGGUGUGCCGCUCUUUGCGGUUGCCGCGCGCCUGCUGGUCGCGGCGAUGGAUGCCCUCCUGCAGCUGGUUGUCCGACAGAUCCAGAAGGAAUCCGCCGACUCGUCGGAUAGCGACAGCGCAAGUGACAGCGACAGCGACAGCGACGAGGAGAUGGAGGUGGAGCAGUCUAGCUCGGAUUCCGACUCCGACUCCGACUCCGACUCCGACUCCGAUUCGGGUGUGAAGUUGCCCCAGCGCAAGGUGGACCUUCCCUCGACCCCGGCCACCCCGUACAGUGAGCCGGCCUUCAGCCCGGCCGCCAGCACGGGGGCUUCCAAUGCGCUGACCACCCCCCUGUCAGCGCAGCUCCUCAUCCAGUGCCAGCAGGCCGCGCAUGCCCUUGUGGCUGCCCUGCGCAAGCACUUCACCGAGGCCGAUGUGAGCCCCCUCGCGACGGUUGCCAGCUUGAGUGCACCGAGCGUGGCCCAGAAUGCCCUCCUGUCGUCGACCAUCGCCGCGCUGCGCCUCCUCGCUGACAGCGGUCUUGUCCGUGUGGAGGGCAUUCAGGAUCUGCAUGCCGCCACCAAGGCCACUUCGACGCCGGCCGCCUCGUCCGAUGACGAGGAGCAGGACACCCUGAGCGCCGUGGACGAGCACCUGAAGGUUGUCCUGACGGCCGAGCAGCUGCUUCUGGUGUCCGCCUGCUCGGAUCGCCUGCUCCAGGUGGCGGCCAGCGGCGCUGCCCCGGCUCCGCUGUCGGCCGUUCCGCCGGCCGAUGAUGGCUCCAGCAUGGCCUGCUGCCAGUGUGACAAUGCCCUCGGCUACAGUGAUGUGGAGGAGAGCAUCGACGUGCGCCGCCGUCAGGCGGCCGGCGAUCUUGAUGACGAGUCCGACGAUGACGAGGGCAGCUCGGCCCUCGAAUCUGCCUCGCUGGCCCCGGUGGCCACCGGGACCGAGGCGGCCUCGGUCACCAGCGAAGCGGCUGGCCGUGUCGCGGCCAUCCCCUGCCUCGCGCGCCUUUCCUCGGCCGAGCGUAUCCUCACCGCCGACCACUGGGCUCUGGUCAAGACCCCGGCUGGUGGUUUCACCACCUGCGCCUUCUGCUCUCUCCCGCAUGCUGGCGGGGCCGGCUCCGCCGCUCCUGGCGCCGCCGAGGUGCACCCCGUCCGUCGGCAGCUCUUCGGCCUGCUGGCGGCCCUGAACGCCAUUGCCUAGUUAAGACGCCCCUGCCGUGUGACUCGGCUGAGAUCACGCGGACCCGUCUCGGGCCAAGCUAGGGUUUCUCCUGGUGUCCCCCCCCCUCCGUAUCCCUCCCACCUAGACCUUCCUUUUCUCAUCUUCCGCACGAAUACACACUGUCUGUGUCCCUGCA
Molecule: messenger RNA, 6446 nt
Organism: Fonticula alba
Lineage: Eukaryota; Rotosphaerida; Fonticulaceae
Exons: 10
Coding region: 26-6289 (2087 amino acids)
Biological process (GO): maturation of LSU-rRNA from tricistronic rRNA transcript (SSU-rRNA, 5.8S rRNA, LSU-rRNA); maturation of 5.8S rRNA from tricistronic rRNA transcript (SSU-rRNA, 5.8S rRNA, LSU-rRNA)
Cellular component (GO): nucleolus
Source: RefSeq, a predicted model, not a curated record